Messenger RNA from Aphis gossypii (cotton aphid), 1713 nucleotides. RefSeq names its product zinc finger MYM-type protein 1-like. The transcript has 2 exons. The record is from RefSeq and is a predicted model, not a curated record. NCBI's taxonomy places the organism in Eukaryota, Metazoa, Arthropoda, Insecta, Hemiptera, Aphididae. Bases 13 to 1713 code for a protein of 566 amino acids. Gene Ontology annotation, molecular function: protein dimerization activity.
AGUCAGAAUAAAAUGUUAAGUAUAUUAGCAGAAAUAGUACGUUCAAAGAUUUUGCGUGAUAUAAAAAAAUCUAAUUUAUUUUCUGUCAUCAUAGACACUACAACUGAUGUAUCAAAUAAAGAGCAAUUUACAUUUUUGAUGAGAUAUGUUAAUGAACAAGGGAAUAUUGAAGAAAGAUUGGUUGCGUUAGUGACUGCACCAGAUUCGACUGGUCAUGGUUUAUUUGAAGUAUUUUGCAAUAUCACUGAGAAGUAUGAAAUUGACUGGAAAAAAAGAUUAUGUGCUCAGGCGUAUGAUGGUGCGGCUUCAAUGCAGGGUAAAUAUUCAGGGUUGAAAACGUUCAUACAGAAUGAAAAUCCCAAUGCAUUGUAUGUUUGGUGUUCUGCACAUUUGCUAAAUUUGGUAAUAGUUGACACUUGUGAUUGUUGCAUGGUAACUAAAGUUUUUUUUGGAGAUAUUAGAGCAUUGGUUGAAUUCAUGCGAGCAAGGAAGAGGACUGCUAGUUUUAUUGAGUGUCAACAACAAUUAUAUCCAACGCAACGUAUAAGACGCUUAAAACGUUUUUCAAACACUAGAUGGACUUCUCACGACAGAGUGAUUGUGGUAGUUUAUGAAAAAUAUGCAGCUCUACUAAAAGCACUAAAUUUCAUUGCUACUGCAAAUGAUUCUGACAGAGAUACUUCUUCAACUGCCAAGAGUUUAAUUUUGAGAAUGUCUUCUUAUAAUUUUGUAUCUACCAUGGUUUUUAUAAGACAAAUUUUUGCCAUAACUACUCCAUUAUCAAAUUAUCUACAGUCCAAAUCAAUUGAUUUUAUACAAGCUAUAAAAUUGGUCGAUAUUGCGAAAAAACGAUUAGAAGACCUUAGACUUGACAAUAAUGCACUUGAAAAAAUAUUAAAUGAAGCCAAACAAUUUGCAUUUGAUCAUAAAUUAUUAGAACAAGACUUCAAAAAAAUAAGGAGCAGAAAAAAAAAAGUUAUGCCUGGAGAGUUAUCAGGUGAUGACAUUUCUCCAUCAAGCUUAGAUAUUUUUAAACGGGAUGUAUAUUAUAAAGUAUUAGAUAUCAUUAUAAAUUCACUUGAUUCUAGAUUUAAGGACUCUCGUGAGGUUAUGAUAGAUUUGAGCCUCCUAUCUCCAGAACGUCUUAUGUCUUACAGAAAAUGUGGUGGUAAAAGUUUACCUGAUGAUGCAUUUCAAAGUGUAUCAAAAUGGAUUAAAAGUAUUGAUUUAAAUAAACUAAAAGUAGAAUAUUUAGCUUUUAGUAGUAGCUUAAAUGAACUAAUUGAUGGAUUAGAACCAAAGCAACUACACAAUAGUACAAGCACUUUAAAUACCCAUGAAGAUGAGAAUGAUUCUGAAAAUACUUAUACUGAAAAAAGUGAGAGCGAAGAUGAAGAAAGUAAGAAUGAAAAUGUGAACGUUGAAAAAAUACUUCAUAUAUUAUCAAGCCAUGAUUUAAUAACAGCAUUUCCAAAUUUAUAUACUGCAUAUAAAUCACUUGGAACUAUUCCUGCGUCAUCAGCAUCAGCUGAACGUAGUUUUUCAAAGGUGAAACUUAUAAAAACACGUCUUCGAUCUACAGUUGGCCAGAAUAGACUUGAAAGCUUAGUACUUUUAAGUACUGAAAAAGAUAUAACUAUCGAUUACAAUGAGGCUAUUAAUAAGUUUGCGUUAACAUCUGAUCUAUUGACAAAAGAAUUAAUGUUUAAAUAA